UCGUCCGUAUAAAUGAAACAUCAAAGCCAUAUUAUACGAUAUACCGGUCAACCCCGUCAAUCGGAUUUUCCCCCGCGGGAUUUUGUCAUGUAUAAGAUAAGUGUCUGGUAAAUUUCACCGACGUCGAUCCUCGCCUUGCUUUGAACUAAGCAUCUCCGUCUCACUUUAUAUAUAUUAUUUAUGUUAUAUAUAAUAAUAUAACGUAUGUAGGUACAUGUUUAAAGCCUUCGUUGGCUGAAUCGCUGUUCGCUGGUCUGGUCGAGGUGACUCUUUUGUUCGCUGUAAUGGUCCUCAAUGCAUUAUCUUACAACCAAUCUUCUAAACGUAAUAAAAAAUUAAAAAUAACGAACUCGUAUUUUUCAUUAUACAAACAUAUAAUAUAUUAUAAAGUAGGUAUCCGGUAUGUAACUAAAUUAUGUAUUAGUUUUCAUGUAUACAAACAUAUUAUUGAGGUCUGUGUACUUAAGAAUUAACUAAGAAUUAUCGUUUACGAAAAAAAAAAUCGUGUAACGUAGAAUCUAUACUGUUGAAAGUCCAUAAAAAGCAAUGUGAAUUCGAUGAACAUAUGAUAUACGUCCAUGAUUUGAUGUUUCAAAAUAACCUGACCUUUAGUAGUACCUUUGCGAUCUGCCAACUGCAGCAGUUACCCUCCGCAUCUUUCCUGUAAGCAACUAGGCGAUGAAACAGCUGUGGAACAUGGUGAUAACCGCUACUACCGUGGUAUUAGUCACUGCGGUCGUCCGUUGCGCGGCUGGUUACGACAUACUGGCGAUAUUCCCGUUUAGCGGUAAAAGUCAUUUUCACAUGUUUCGCACUGUUUCGGAAGCCCUGACGGCUCGCGGACACCACCUCACCGUUGUCGGACACUUCCCCAAGACCCCGAAGGAACCCACGAGACCGCAGCAGUUGCAAAAUGGUGACAUCGAUGACCUUGGCGACGAAGGUCAUGAAUCUGGGUCAUACACUGAUUACAGUCUGUUAGGCUCGAUGCCGGUGUUCGAGAACUUCACAACCGACGAGGUGACGGGCAACGGUUACCUGGAAGAGAUGCUGAUUAUCCUGCAGGAUGGUUUGGAUAAUUGUGAGGCAGUUUUGUCUUCGGGUCGACUCAGCCAGCUGCUUCAGUCCCGGGCCAAGUUUGAUCUCGUCUUGGUCGAGAUCUUCAACACUGGUUGCUUCGUGUCAAUGGCCAAUCAUUUCGGGGCACCAGUCGUCGGUAUAACUUCGACCAGUCUCUAUCCGUGGUUUGGAGGUAUGGUCGGCGAUGUGGUGAUGCCGUCGUAUGUGCCGGUAAACUUGUUACCGUUCACCAGUCGGAUGAUGUUUGCUGAACGCCUGAUUAACUCCAUAAUUCUGAUAGGGAUGAAAACGUAUUACAAGUUCAAAUACGAAAAGGCGGCUCAAGCAAUCGUGGAUAAAUACUUAGGAAAACUGAACGGUGGUACGGUCUCCGAAUCCCUGGACAACGUGAACGCCAUCAUAAUGAACACACACUUCGUGUUUGGAGACACCCGGCCGCUGCCACCAGGUAUCAUUGAAGUCGGAGGAUGCACGUACAAGAAACCAAUGCCCUUGCCGGAAGUAUUAGAACAGUACGUGACCGAGGCCCAACGAGGUGUCAUUUACUUUUCGAUGGGCUCCAUAGUGAAAGGCUCGUCCAUACCAGCCACCCAGUCACUGGCACUGCUCCGGGUGUUCGGCCGACUGGACGGCUACAGGGUACUGUGGAAAUGGGAGGACGACCUACCACCGCCGGAAGUCCGGCCCAAAAAUGUCAUGUUCGUUCCUUGGAUGCCUCAGUUUGAUGUGCUCAAUCACCCUAAUGUCAAAUUGUUUAUAUCGCACGGUGGUCUUAUGGGAAUACUUGACGCUCUUUACUCGGGCGUGCCCAUCGUCGGAAUACCCAUGUUCGCCGACCAGUUUUCAAACAUGAACUUUAUCGUCCAAAACGAUUGCGGUCUGCAAUUGCAACUCGAUCAGAUCGACGAACAGGUCGCCGGUGACACGAUAUCCGCCGUACUCGAUGACGAUAAAUAUGCGAGGAACGCGAAGAGGUUGUCGACACUCUAUCGGGACCGUGAUCGGAACCCGCUGGAAAAAGCUGUGUAUUGGGUCGAAUACGUUGCCAGGCAUCGAGCCCACCUGAUGCUUAAGCCGGCCAAUCAAGACUGGUGGUACGAACGGUGUUUGCUAGACGUGGCUGUCACGGUGAUCGUAGCUGUGGCCACUACGUCAUACUUUGCGAAACUGGUUCUAGCCAAAAGCCGAAUCGCUUUCGCUGCUACUGAUCACCACUAGGACCAUACUGUAUACACAAGAAACCAAUAAUGGUCACCGUGGCGAAUACCUUCGUGGUUUGCAUAAUAUCCCAAUGCAGAUAAGAAUGCAGUGCAUCGAAUUGCAUAUGUUUCUGUCGUGCAGCGCCAUAAACUGAAGCGGUAUCAUUUACAUUUCUGCAAUAAGGGAUGAAAAGGGGGACUAGAAUUUACAAAGUUACUAUAUGAUGCAGUCCUGCGUCACUAGAUUUAGCAUUUUCCAGCCAAUACUUCGAUCAAAAAGUAUUUUUUGUUAUUUAAUGUAUUAAUUAUAAAAUAGAACGUGUUGUGUAGGUACAUGUAUAUACAAUUAAUUGUAAUUUCCGAUUGUAUUUUUAUUGUAAUUCUCUUGUCAGAAAUAUGAAAAGCUCAAUUACAUUUUAUUACAACGGUACA
This is a messenger RNA of Acyrthosiphon pisum (pea aphid), 2711 nucleotides long. RefSeq names its product UDP-glucuronosyltransferase 1-7C. The record is from RefSeq and is a predicted model, not a curated record. The transcript is spliced from 7 exons. Bases 679 to 2298 code for a protein of 539 amino acids. Gene Ontology annotation, molecular function: UDP-glycosyltransferase activity. Lineage: Eukaryota; Metazoa; Arthropoda; Insecta; Hemiptera; Aphididae.